This is a messenger RNA of Macrosiphum euphorbiae (potato aphid), 1347 nucleotides long. NCBI's taxonomy places the organism in Eukaryota, Metazoa, Arthropoda, Insecta, Hemiptera, Aphididae. The record is from the annotation of a GenBank genome assembly.
AUGUCCAAGAUUUCACCAAAAAUAUGUUUGCCACAAAAUUUAAGACUAAAUAAAUACAUUAAACAAGAAUAUAUUGAUGAACUGACAGAAAACAAUGUUAAUUAUGAUGCUAAUGAUUGUCAAACGGCUGAUCAAUGUGACAUAAAAGAUUUUAAAUGUGAAAUAAAAAAUCUAGAAGGUAAGAUAAAAACUGAAUUGGAUACAAUUGGCAUUAAUGUAUAUGAAACUUUUAUCAAGAGAGAAUACAGUGAUAUACCACCAGUUGUGUCUAAUACAAUUGACAAGUUGCACAUUAGAAAUAAUCCUAACACAAAUCUCAACACAAAAGCCUUAACUACUAUUAAACGCGAAGUGAAAUCGUCAAAAAAAAAUGAGGAAAAACCAUACAAAUGUACUAUUUGUAGCAGAUCAUUUGGAAAGCAAUUACUCCUCAAUAGACACUUAAAGAUUCAUGAGACUACUAUUACAUACACAUGUGAUAUUUGUAAAGAAUCAUUUUUGAAUGCAUCAAGAUUUAAUAGGCAUACAAUGAUUCAUAAACCUGGCUAUGAUAUAUUAAAACCAUACAGAUGUCAUAUUUGUUUUAAAUCGUUUGCUCAGUUGUCAUAUUUAUGUAAACACAAAAUUAUUCAUAGAGGUUAUAAAUCAUUUAUUUGUGGUAUAUGUAAUAAAUCAUUUUUUCAGAAACAUAGUAUUAGAAAACAUAUUAGGGUUCAUACAGGAGAAAAACCUUACUUAUGUCUAAUUUGUAAUAAAUCUUUUUCUGAUGUAUCAAAUUUAAAUAGACAUAAAAUGACUCAUAUACCCCAUGAUCCAAUAAAACCGAAUGCUCAUAAAAAAUUUAAAUGUGAUGUUUGUUUUAAAUUGUAUUCAAAAAACCACGAACUCACAAAACACAAAAAAAUUCAUUUGGGUGAAAAACCGUUUAAAUGCAAUGUUUGUAAAAAAUCAUGUUUACGUAAACAAGAUAUGGAAAGACAUGUUAGAACUCAUACGGGAGAGAAACCAUUUGAAUGUUUGGUUUGUAAUAAAUUUUUUACUCUUCAAUCAAAUUUAAACAAACACAAAAAACUUCAUCUACCCCGUGAGAUGUUAUAUAAAUAUAAAUGUGAUAUUUGUAAUGAAUCUUUUUUACGAAAAAACCACAUGAGAAGUCACUUGCAGAUUCAUAUGGAAGAAAAACCAUAUAAAUGCAUGACCUGUUAUAAAUCUUUUCUGCAAGCAUCGAGUUUAAGAAAACACGUAAUUGUUCAUGAAACCCAUAAACCAUUUAAUUGUGCCAUCUGCAAAAAAUCAUUUGCUCAAAAAAAACAAAUAAAAAUUCACCUUAAAAAACAUAAAAUAUAG